Astyanax mexicanus (Mexican tetra) is the source of this 1515-nucleotide messenger RNA. It is a transcript of the gene twist2, whose product is annotated as twist2. Gene Ontology annotation, molecular function: DNA-binding transcription factor activity, RNA polymerase II-specific; protein dimerization activity; RNA polymerase II transcription regulatory region sequence-specific DNA binding. Gene Ontology annotation, biological process: regulation of transcription by RNA polymerase II; developmental process. The record is from RefSeq and is a predicted model, not a curated record. NCBI's taxonomy places the organism in Eukaryota, Metazoa, Chordata, Actinopteri, Characiformes, Acestrorhamphidae. Bases 270 to 758 code for a protein of 162 amino acids. The transcript is spliced from 2 exons.
AAACUGAAACGGAGUUGAGGAAAGUUCCUACUGGGCGCAGACAGUUCCUGCCUGCAGAGAGAGAGAGACAGAGGAGUGGAGUGGAGGCUACCUGAGAAUCCUGGUCUGGAGAGGAACAUCACACACUCAUACACACACACACACACACACACACACACACACACACACUCAUUCACUUCUGAAUCCCGCCCGGAUCUAAAUUUCCAGCCACGGAUCCAAAGGUGGAGAGCGCGUUCCCCCUCCCGCCCCUGCACUUCUUCAAGAGAGAGAUGGAGGAGAGCUCGAGCUCGCCCGUGUCUCCGGUGGACAGCGUGGUGACCAGCGAGGAGGAGCUGGACAGACAGCACAACAAGCGCGUGGGCAGGAAGAGGAGACCCAGCAAGAAGUCGAGCGACGAGGGCAGCCCGGGCUCCGCCAAGCGCGGCAAGAAGGCCAGCCCGAGCCGCGCGCACUCCUACGAGGAGCUGCAGAACCAGCGCGUGCUGGCCAACGUGCGCGAGCGCCAGCGGACUCAGUCUCUGAAUGAGGCGUUCGCGUCUCUGCGCAAAAUCAUCCCCACCCUGCCCUCCGACAAACUCAGCAAGAUCCAGACCCUCAAGCUCGCCUCGCGCUACAUCGACUUCCUCUACCAGGUGCUGCAGAGCGACGAGAUGGACAGCAAGAUGUCCAGCUGCAGCUACGUGGCGCACGAGAGACUCAGCUACGCCUUCUCCGUGUGGAGGAUGGAGGGCGCGUGGUCCAUGUCCGCCACGCACUAGCCCAGAGCUGCUGCUGCUGCUGCUGCUGCUGCAGGGACUGUUUACUUUCACUAAUAAUGAAGACACCAAAGGAUUUCUUGAAGAACCUAAUAAACCUCAGUGCCAUGGCCAAGACACAUUGUCGUGUGAUUACAAAAAGUGGACUGGAGCACUCAAAGUGCCUUUACAGAUCACGAUGAACGACAUGAACAAGACAAGAAGAACAUUUUAUACCCAUUACCUAAACGAGAAGAACUGAUUUCACACAUAGAGAAGAGGAACAUUUUAUACUCCCUACCUGAUCAAGAAAAGCUCCAAACACGUCUCCACCUAGUCCAGAGGAUUGUAUUUUUUUUAAAUAUAUUUUUACACCUAGAAUCACUCCUCAACUCGUCUCCAGUUUGGACCAAUUACACAUUUAUCUCUGUCCCCAAGUUAUUCUUCAGUGUCGUUUUGGUAAUAGGAAGGCAAUCUGUUAUUUUUCAACCAAAGAAACUAUAUUUCUCUUUUUAUCUUUAAAUAGAAGAGUUUAUAUAUAUAUAUAUGAAAAUUUGAUAAAAUAAUGUACAUAAUGCUACCUGUGAUUAUUGUCAGCUUUUAAGGCGACCGAUGCAUUUUAGGGCAAUAGCUACUUUUAAAAGUAGGCUACGCUGCAUGGAUUACUGCCUUUGAGUCUGUUUGUUUGUUUGUUUAUUUGUAUGUGUUUUUUAAAGCAAUGACUUCAGAUUCCGUCCAUUACAAUGUGCUUAUUUAUUAAAACCUAUUUUUUGAACAAUGA